Molecule: messenger RNA, 213 nt
Organism: Spirodela intermedia
Lineage: Eukaryota; Viridiplantae; Streptophyta; Magnoliopsida; Alismatales; Araceae
Source: the annotation of a GenBank genome assembly
AUGUGUAGCUUGAAAAAUCCUAAACCCUCUAGGCUGGCUAAAUUGCCAAAGGUUUCCUUAAUCGAAAGUUGUUUGUGACAUUGAAUUUUCCCAAAUUAUAUAGGGUGGUGUUCCCUCUCUCUCCUCUCUCACUCACCUCUCGCGUAUGCGAGAGAAGCUGCUCGAAGGUUCUGGUGGCUUCAUCCCUCUGAAGGCCACACUCCGUCAGAUUGA